AUGCCAUCAACACCAUGGACUAAGCCGGACACAAGCACCCGCCCAAUCGCCGUCAUUGGCGCCGGUGUAAUGGGCCGUCGAAUCUCCAUGAUGUGGGUAGCUGCAGGAUACAACGUAAUCUUGUGCGAGAAAUCAGUAGAUGAUUACGAUGGCGCGGUGGACUUCAUCAUGGAGAACAAAGACAAGCAAGCCUCCCAGCUGGGCACCAAGCCCGCCGAACUCAAGAUCAGCUCGUCUUUGCAGGAAACUGCCGAAAAUGCCUGGAUGGUGAUUGAAGCCGUGCCCGAGAAGCUGGAGAUGAAGAUCGAUAUUCUGGGUCAAGUCGAUGCCAUUGCGCCUCCGGACUGCAUAAUCGCCAGCAAUUCGUCCUCGCUACGGAGCAGCCAGAUGAUCGUCAACACGAAGAAGAACUACCGCAUCUGCAACGGUCACUACUACAUGCCCCCGGAGCAAAUCUACUACGAAGUCAUGUCGUGCGGCGAGACGGACCCGGAUAUCUUUCCAUUUUUGAUGGAGAAGGCUGCAGGUGCGGGUUUCAAGCCGGUCCAUGCUAAGAUUGAGUCGACGGGCUUGGUUUUCAAUCGAAUCUGGGCGUCGAUCAAGCGGGAGGUCUUGCUCGUCCUUGCUGAGGGGGUGAGCGACGGUCAUACCAUUGAUGAAAUGUUUAAGGGCUGGUUUAAGGCGACCAAGGGCCCUUGCCAGAUGAUGGAUACGGUUGGCUUGGACACUGUGUACAAUAUCGAGGUUGUUUACACUCAGCAGCGCAACCUAGAUACUACUGCUAGGGACUGGCUGAAGGAGACCUAUGUUGAUAAAGGCAACUUGGGGGCUAAAGGCGGGAAGGGACUUCUUGGAUAA
Molecule: messenger RNA, 858 nt
Organism: Penicillium olsonii
Lineage: Eukaryota; Fungi; Ascomycota; Eurotiomycetes; Eurotiales; Aspergillaceae
Source: the annotation of a GenBank genome assembly